AUGUGGUUGAAGGCGUUUCAGCAGCAUAACGCUGACUCGCCAGAAUGCGUUGAUUUCUCCGCUCUAAGAUCAGCGACUUGGGCCCAAGAAAAGCCCGCUACUGAAACUGACAACAAGAGUCCCUUCCAAAUACCUGUCGCUGAACGUCCCAGAGACAAACAACUACAACAAGCCCAUGUUAAGUCCAAGCUGUCGGCUGCCGAGAAGGAACUCAUGUCUUUGUUACCAGAUCUUGGACCAGCGACUCUCUUGGUCGACAACUAUUUUGAUCGCAUCCACUGGUUCAUAUUAGUCUUUCACCAUGAUUUUAGAAGAAAGUUCCAGGAUCUCUACAAAUACGAAGUUUCUCUUUCCGGCCCAUCAAAAGGUAUAGGCUUUGUAGCUGUUCUCUUGGCUGUUUUCGCUACCAGCUUGCAUCACAUCGGCGCGCAAGAAGGCAAGCUCAAGUCUCAUAAUAUUGACCCAAAAGAACUGAAAGACCGGAUAUUAGACACACUCAAAUUGAGAUUCUUGGAUGUUGUAUCAAGAGGUUCUCUUGAGGCGGUGCAAUUCUGCGUUUUGCUAGCAAGCUAUUACUUGUACCACGGUGAACCUGGAAUGGCUUGGCCGCUAUCUGGUUCUGGGUUGCGAAUCGCCCAAGCACUGGGACUUCAUCGAAAAGCGACACCUGGAGAUCCUAAUGAUCAGCCUCUGAAUCAGCAGAUACAAGACCAGAAACGGGCAUGGUGGGCCGUCUGCGAGAUCGAUACGUUCUGCUCAAUGCUUUAUGGAUUUCCUUUAGGAUUUUCCGAUACCGAUUGCAAUGCCGAGCCUCUGGAUCCAUAUGAUAAGUACUCUGGGUCGAUUAAGGAGUCUCGCCAGACAAUGAGACCAUCGUUGUUGUUUUAUAAAUGUGCGAUGUCAAGGCUGUCGGCUAUUGUCAAGUCCGCAUUGGUUGAGCUAUAUGGCACUAGGCAUGGCGAUCGAAAGAGAAAGAACAGUCUAAAAGGCCUUUUCGAUAAAGUUGCGGUUUCGAAUGGGCGUCUCCAAGAGUGGCAUGGAAAACUAGCUCCGAAGCUCAAGUUUGAUAAUCAUGACUCUCUGUCAGACGUUCAAGUUACGAGGGACUACGAAAGAACUGGAAAAGAAUUCGAAAACCAUCUGUUCCGCUUACAAGCACUUUCUCUCAAGCUGGCAUACGAGAAUGCGAAGAUUCUAAUCCAUAGGCCACUUCUAUCAUUCAGGCUGGCCAGUUCGACUUCAACAGACACAGCCACUUCCAAUAUUGACCCAUUUCGGCUGGCAAUGCAAGAGUGUAGGGAGGCUGCACUCCAGAUGUCAAAGGUCGCUUCAACCCCUUACCUCUUAGAAGCAUCUGAGACAUACGCUGUAGCUGUUGUGUCACUGCACCUAUUGACGGCGGGUGUCACACUCUGUAUUUCGAUCACCCUUGAUGCCUUGGCUUCCAACUCGACCGAGGCAAUAUCUGGAAUACGACAGCUGAUGCAGGUACAGAACCUUCUGAAGGAUAGAUCAAUUGUUGCCGCACAGAGUCUGGAUAUCACCAAAAGAUUGAUGGGCCUUGUGCUGGCAAAAGCAGGCAAUCAUUGGCCAGAGACUGCGCCUGUUAGUAGUACAUACUCAGACGUCCCUCCCAGAUACGGAAGUGGGAAUAACUCUACAGCACCCGAAAGAGGAUGUACUGGACCAGCACCGUCGCCAGAGACGAACAUUGACUUGAACUCGCCACCAAAAGUGAACGAUGGUAGCAUAACUGAUACACUGAGCAUGAGCUUCGCAGAUCAAGAUAUUACUGUCUGCGCUGACGCGUCUGUGGAGGACACCAUUCUAGAGUAUGAACAAGGUGAGCGUCGGCUGAGGAAGAACUACCAAAUAUUAUAG
Messenger RNA from Fusarium fujikuroi IMI 58289, 1881 nucleotides. RefSeq lists its product as uncharacterized. The coding region runs from base 1 to 1881 and encodes 626 amino acids. The record is from RefSeq and is a predicted model, not a curated record. Gene Ontology annotation, biological process: DNA-templated transcription. NCBI's taxonomy places the organism in Eukaryota, Fungi, Ascomycota, Sordariomycetes, Hypocreales, Nectriaceae. Gene Ontology annotation, molecular function: zinc ion binding; DNA binding. The transcript has a single exon.